Molecule: messenger RNA, 288 nt
Organism: Sphenostylis stenocarpa
Lineage: Eukaryota; Viridiplantae; Streptophyta; Magnoliopsida; Fabales; Fabaceae
Source: the annotation of a GenBank genome assembly
AUGCUUGAGACGGUGGUUCACUCCCUCUCUAGUGACCAAGCACAACAGUCAGUUUUCAGCUUAAAGAUGGAUCCGGAGGCUGCACGAGCUGCACGAGAAUCGCUAGACCUGGCAUUCCAUAUGUCCAAUAUACUUGAUACGGGUCUAGACCGUCACACACUUUCUGUUCUAAUUGCACUUUGUGAUCUUGGAGUCAAUCCUGAAGCACUUGCUGCUGUUGUCAAGGAACUGAGAAAAGAGAAACCCUCAUUAUCAUCGUCACUUCCUGAGGCUCCUUCUUUGCCAUAA